AUGGAUCAAUACUUCACCACAUCUUCAUCACCUCUGCAAAGGCGGUUAACUAAAAUAUACACCGAUACCAAGAACAUUUAUGAUUUUAUCAAAGAACCAGUUAGAAAUGUUCAAGAUCAUGACCUUCAAUCGUUACGUCGCAAAUUACGGAUCCAACAAAAUCGUUUGGUAUCUUGGGGGCUAGAAUGGUCGGAUCCUUCACAGUCACCUGAUAUCGAUGAAUCCGUAUCGAAAGCCGGAUUAUCUGAAAUCGUCGGAAAUGUUAUGACAACGAUCAAGGAGAUACUAGCUGAAGCUGAACCAUUAUGGCAAUCUUCCAAAAGGUUAACAUCGGAUGAGAGACCGUCGGAAAAAUCGGAAAAGAGUGCUUUAAUCCAAUGGGAUAAAUCGAGGUUUGAGGACUUGGUUCAAGAUUUAACCAUGUCUAUCGAUACUCUUUAUGAUCUAUCAAAGACACGACAGUCGGCGAGAAGUGGGGUUGGAUUACAAACUUCGGAAGCUUCAAGUUCGAAAGAGACGUCUUCGGGACUCGAGGAAAGACAAUUCGAAUCGACGAGAAUGUCAGCACCACAGCAAAUCGAUCCAGCAUCACUUAUAUGGACGGGGAAUCAAAUCAUUUCUACGCGUGGUAUAUCAAGGACGACAUCGUCCAACUCAUUGAGGCAGAUAGUCUUGAUGAGAAGAUCUGUCAAUUCAUCGGAUCUAAGGAAAGCUAUCGGUCAAGCUCCUGAUCCAAUUCCUGUUCUGAUCGAAUAUGCCCCUUAUGAUCCUAUUUAUUCGAUGACUGGAAUUACUCCAUCGAUGGCUCGGUUCGAGAAACUCUUUGCUGGACUUUCGCAGGCUUAUUACUCUUCAGAUCGGUUACUGGUUGGAUUACUUCGUCUCAUUGGAUAUUAUGAAGAUGCAGAGCAUUGUCGAUUUUGUCUUCUAUUCGCCUUACCCACAAACUUCGGACCUAUGGAUAUUCAAAGCCCAACUUUACGGAUGCCUACGAUAAACUCUCUUUCGGAGCUUCUAAUCAGUCCUGCCUUUGAACCCAGUUUGGAGGUCAAGUACAGAUUGGCCUACAACAUAGCUAAUGCUGUGUUUGAUCUGCACUCGAAAGGGAUUAUCCAUGGCGACCUACUUCCUUCAAAUAUUCUAUUCAUCGAGCAUCCUACUUCACAACGGCCUUUCGAUUUGACACAAAUUAAUAUGCGACAAUCGUACCUGGGUUCCUAUGAUUUGUUUUCUGAUACUGCGUCGGAUUCGGGACCAAGUUUAGACCAGGCCAAUAUGUUGUAUAAGCAUCAACUUGAUCCAAGGGUUACCAAAUAUACCAACCUAUCCCAAGAAAGCAAGUCUUUGGAUUUGUACAGUCUUGCGAUGAUUCUUCUUGAGAUUGGUCUGUGGAGUUCUCUGUCGGAACUUUUCCCAAGAGCAUCCCAAGUCCCUUCAAACACUACAGACGUUCUCAAGCAUCUCGCAUCUCGAUGUGGAAAUAUAUAUGUCAAAGCAGUGAAAGCAUGUUUAACUGCCCCGGAAGGAGAACUCUCCCGAAAAGCAAGACCAGAUGUCAUGCAUCAAAAAGUCUUCUGGCGUGUAUCGAAAGCACUCAAUACUUGUUGUUCGCUUGACGAUAUUUCCGACGAUGAUAGUGAAAGAAAUGACGAGUCUUUGCUUGUCCCUUCGUCUUUGAAGGUUGACGUUCCCUCUUCAUCUGCCAAGGGAUAUCGUGAUCGAAGAGAUGCAAAGAUCGAUUUUACUGCUCCACAAGAACCGGAAAUCAAUUGGGGCGAGAAACCAAAACGUGAAAAAUCCCCUUCAAAAGCUACUGCUGAGUGGUCAGAGAAAAAGUCUUCUGGUGAGUUGAUACCCCUCCAUGAAAGUUCCAAACUAACUGUUCUCGUGUCAGCUAUCGAACCUAUAAAAUCGAAGCCCAAGCUCAAGACAUUCCCCGCCAUUCGCAUUAGUCAAGAACAGAUUCAUUUCUGGCACACAAAUAUCAUGCCACACGUCAAUCACGUUCUCCGAAGCUUUUACAAGAAAUAUCCCGAGUCAGUUGAGAUAUCUCUCGAGUCGGUUGGCGAGUCAUCUACGAAAACGAAACCUACCAUUCUCAUCAUCUGUACAAGUGUCAAUAAAGUUCGAAGUAUAUUGAAGAAGAGUCUCGUAUAUGAUAAAGCUACGUACGGACUGAAAGUAUGCCGUGGAAAGGUAGUCAGAGCAAGAAAUGGUGGAGUGAAGAGAAGUAUGGCGUAUGGUGAUGAACUUGAAGCGAAGAAUACUCAACAUCAAGAACGUCCGACAAAUGGCGCUAGUAUGGGAGCAUAUAUCAAUGAUCAUCAUCUUCCACCGGUAUCAUUUGGAGGGCUCAUUACAGUCGAUGACAAGCCUUAUGGAAUGUCUGUUCAUCAUAUGUUAGACGAUCCUUCUGACAAUGAGGAGGAUGAACCAGUUCAAUCAACGAAACCAAUCCUUCGCUCUUCUGCUCUUCCUCAAUAUCUCGAAAUGCCAGAAUUGACCCAUUCCGAUACGUCCUACUACUCCAGUGGUGACGAAGAAUACAAUUAUAGUUUCACGGAUUAUUCAUCUUCCGGUUCAUCAUUCGAUUCCGAUUCUUCACCCUAUGCCUCAGAAGAUGAAGAUGACUCCGAUGCCGAAUUUCCCACUCUUGAACCAGGAGAUAUCCCUCAUAUUCCGGCCUCUCCUUCAAAUAUUCACAAAUACCCAGUCACACAGCCAGCUAUUGAUGACAUUGAUCCAGACUUUUAUCCCGAUCCCGAAACUAGAGAUGAAGAUCAUUUAGAUUCAUGUUUACUUGGAAAUGUCUAUACGAGUUCUGGAAUCAGACGAUUAGCUCACGAAAAUCUCACACAUGAAAUUGAUUGGUGUCUAUUUCAAUUCGAAAACCAUCGUCUACCCGAUGUUUCUUCCUUGAUAUCUUUGACCACACAACCAACCGGCGUAGUCCCAUUAACAGAUCUUCCAGAUCUCCCGGUAAAGUGUACAGCUAGAACAAGCGGUACGCAAACGGGACGAAUACUUCCCUCAAUGUCCAUUCUCAAAAUCUAUGGUCGUAAAACCCCAUCCAUGAGUUGGCAAGUCGCUGGCAAAAUCGGUGUUCCGGGUGACAGUGGCGCGUGGGUACUUGAACGAGGAAAUGAUAUCAGCGGAAGUCCUAGAAAUAGUGGUGGCAGAGUUGCAGGCAGUGUGCUAGCAUGGAGUCAGCGCAAAAAUGUUGGAUAUAUUUGUCCCAUGUGGAUAAGCGUCUUGGAUAUGGCAAAUGCGUUAAAGUGUGAGAAUAUUGGACUACCGGGUGUGGAAACACCUAUUUGGAGUAAAGUUCCUAUGAGGAGGGAGAGAGAUACUGUGUCACCUAUGUCAAAAAACAGUUCGAGUCCUAUAAGUGAGAGAGAAACAGGAGGGUGGGAAAGUGAGGAUGAGGCGCAUAGUUUGAGGGCCAAUAGACCUCAAAGCGGAAGAUACCCAGUGGUAAUUGAUGAUGAUCUCGCGGAUGACGAGGAUGAAUUAUCCGGUGUUUUGGGGAAUGUUAGAGACAUGGAAUCAGAUCAUGAAUACGAACAUGGGGAUGAUGGAGAUAUAGAUGAUGAAUCAUACGACGAAGAAGAAGAAAGAGAAUACUGGAGUAAAUUCAAAGCUGCAAGCGUUAGCCCCGACCGCAAGAUGAAGGGGAAAUCUUGGACAAGAGAUGAUGAACAUGAGAAAGAAGUUUUCCUAUCAAGCGAAGAAGAACCGGAAUUAUUGGCAACUCUGGGUCAACAAUCGAGAAGAGGAAGGGGUUUUGGUGUGAGGAGCUUUAGUGGUGAUAAGAGCUUGGAUAUGGAUAUGAUGGUGGGGGGGCUUAAGGGAAUGUGUAUUGAUGGGGUUGGUAAUACUAUGGUUGACGGUGGCCGAAAUACAGUGUUUAGUAUGGAUGGGAGUGCGAUGGGGGAUUUUUGUGUGGGGGGUGCGGGGAGUGCUAGGAGUGGGAGUGGGAAUGGGAGUGCGAGUGCGAGGGACGGUAAUGUGAAUAUGAAUGGGAAUGGGGAUGUGGGGGGAAGUGGAGGUGUGGGUGGAGGUCAUAAGAGGAGAGGUGAGGGUAGUGUUGGGAGUGUGCAUUCAACGGGUAGUUUGAGUGGUAUGGUAAAGGGACAGGGACAGGAUCAGAGUCGGGGGAGGCAACAACGGGUUGGUGUGAGGAGUUAG
Messenger RNA from Sclerotinia borealis F-4128, 4188 nucleotides. The record is from the annotation of a GenBank genome assembly. NCBI's taxonomy places the organism in Eukaryota, Fungi, Ascomycota, Leotiomycetes, Helotiales, Sclerotiniaceae.